AUGGCAAACUAUGUAUCGAACAAUGAUCAAUACACCAAUUUUCCAGACGGCUACCCAAGAUUUGCUGCCUUGACCAGCACCCAUCCAUCAUUCCACAUUUCAAGACGCUUCUUACGUCUACGAGGACGCCUCGUGCUGUACAAGCAGGACAAUCUUGUUACCCUUGAGCAAGAGUUGGACCGAAUUGAUCGUGAAGAGCCCCGUGUGCUCUUCUUGGGAAAUUGUCGUCGAGACAAGAAUGAAGAGCGUAAAAAUAUCAUGAAAGAGAUUGAUACGGCACUCGAGUCAUAUGAUCAAUUGGUAAAAAGGAAUAGUGAGAUUUUAUGCAUGGAAGCGGCAAAGCCGAGAGACAUUACAAAUAUUAGGAAUUGGGUUAACGAGACGGGCUGCAUAACGAAAAGCGAGAUGGAUUACUUGAAUAGUCCAAUGGACCUCAUGUCUGUGGGAGCAUCCACCACCGACGGAGCGUUGAGCCAAUUGAAAGAUCCUGUGGAAGAUCUAGUCAAGUGUAAAGUAUCCCAGGACCCUCGCAUCUUCAUCCUACUGGAAGGUUGGGCAAAUGCUAUAAGCAGAUUGAUAAUGUCGUGUUUACUCGGACUGGCGAUUAUAGUCCCGGUGAUAGUGGUGGAAAGAAUAAACAAGCUCGUACCCCGUAUUGUCGCGUCUUUCUUCGGGACGACUGCCUUUAUUGCGUUGCUUUCGUUCGUUACAAAAGCAAAGACCGUCGAGAUGUUCAUUGCUGGCGCCACUUACGCAACGGUACUUACAGUCUUCAUUUCAGGGGAUGGGGCAAAUUCGUACAUAUCCUCUUGUCCCUGUGUCUCAGAAAGUAUACAAAAAUAA
Molecule: messenger RNA, 843 nt
Organism: Bipolaris maydis ATCC 48331
Lineage: Eukaryota; Fungi; Ascomycota; Dothideomycetes; Pleosporales; Pleosporaceae
Source: RefSeq, a predicted model, not a curated record